Messenger RNA from Phodopus roborovskii (desert hamster), 1690 nucleotides. It is a transcript of the gene Gpt, whose product is annotated as glutamic--pyruvic transaminase. Gene Ontology annotation, biological process: biosynthetic process. The transcript is spliced from 12 exons. The record is from RefSeq and is a predicted model, not a curated record. NCBI's taxonomy places the organism in Eukaryota, Metazoa, Chordata, Mammalia, Rodentia, Cricetidae. Gene Ontology annotation, molecular function: pyridoxal phosphate binding; L-alanine:2-oxoglutarate transaminase activity. Bases 133 to 1623 code for a protein of 496 amino acids.
GUUGCUACGAAGCAGGCAGUGGCAGGCUUGGCCCAGGCCAAGCCUAUAUUAAUCCGUGCUCUUGUCUGAGGGCCAGAGCGAGGCCAGUGAGCUGGGAAGUCACUGUGGCAUCAGAGCCAAGAGAUCAGAGUCAUGGCCUCAAGAGUGAAUGAUCAAAGCCGGGCUUCAAGCAAUGGACUGAAGGGGAAGGUGUUAACCCUGGACACCAUGAACCCAUGUGUGCGGAGGGUGGAGUAUGCAGUUCGAGGACCCAUAGUACAGCGUGCCUUGGAGCUGGAACAGGAGCUGCGUCAGGGUGUGAAGAAGCCCUUUACAGAAGUCAUCCGUGCCAAUAUUGGGGAUGCACAGGCCAUGGGACAGAGACCCAUUACCUUCUUCCGCCAGGUCCUGGCUCUCUGUGUCUACCCCAGUCUUCUGAGCAGUCCUGACUUCCCAGAAGAUGUCAAGAGAAGGGCAAAACGCAUCUUGCAGGCAUGCGGGGGCCAGAGCCUGGGCGCCUAUACCAUUAGUUCUGGCAUCCAGCUGAUCAGGGAAGAUGUGGCGCAGUACAUUCAGAGGAGAGAUGGAGGCAUCCCUGCAGAUCCGAACAACAUAUUUCUGUCCACUGGGGCCAGCGAUGCCAUUGUGACAAUGCUCAAGCUGCUGGUGGCUGGCGAAGGCCGUGCACGCACGGGUGUACUCAUUCCCAUUCCUCAGUACCCAUUGUACUCAGCUGCGCUGGCUGAGCUGGACGCAGUGCAGGUGGACUACUACCUGGACGAAGAGCGUGCCUGGGCUCUAGACAUCGCGGAGCUGCAGCGUGCUCUGUGCCAGGCACGUGAUCAUUGCUGCCCUCGAGUGCUGUGCGUCAUCAACCCUGGCAAUCCCACUGGGCAGGUGCAGACCCGUGAGUGCAUCGAGGCCGUGAUCCGCUUUGCUUUUGAAGAGGGACUUUUUCUGAUGGCUGAUGAGGUAUACCAAGACAAUGUGUAUGCCGAGGGUUCUCAGUUCCAUUCGUUCAAGAAGGUGCUCAUGGAAAUGGGGCCACCAUAUGCGUUGCAGCAGGAGCUUGCUUCUUUCCACUCUGUCUCCAAGGGCUACAUGGGCGAGUGUGGGUUCCGUGGUGGCUAUGUGGAGGUGGUAAACAUGGAUGCUGAGGUGCAGAAACAGAUGGGAAAGCUGAUGAGUGUGCGGCUGUGCCCACCAGUGCCGGGCCAGGCCCUUCUGGACAUGGUGGUCAGUCCGCCGGUACCCUCUGAGCCAUCCUUCAAGCAAUUUCAAGCAGAGAGGCAGGAGGUGCUGGCUGAGCUGGCAGCCAAGGCUAAACUCACGGAGCAGAUCUUCAAUGAGGCUCCUGGUAUCCACUGCAACCCAGUGCAGGGUGCCAUGUAUUCCUUCCCUCGAGUGCAGCUGCCCCCUCGAGCAGUGCGGCGUGCUCAGGAACUGGGCCUGGCCCCUGACAUGUUCUUCUGCCUGUGCCUCCUGGAGGAGACUGGCAUCUGCGUGGUACCUGGGAGUGGCUUUGGGCAGCAGGAGGGCACUUACCACUUCCGGAUGACUAUUCUGCCCCCCAUGGAGAAGCUGAGGCUGCUGCUGGAAAAACUGAGGCAUUUCCAUGCUAAAUUCACCAAUGAGUACUCCUGAAGUCACUGUCAGGACUACAUGGGCAGCCUCUAACUGAAUAAACUACAGGGCCUUGGGAGCCUUCAGU